Molecule: messenger RNA, 3981 nt
Organism: Temnothorax curvispinosus
Lineage: Eukaryota; Metazoa; Arthropoda; Insecta; Hymenoptera; Formicidae
Gene: Alg9
Product: alpha-1,2-mannosyltransferase ALG9
Biological process (GO): protein N-linked glycosylation
Cellular component (GO): endoplasmic reticulum membrane
Molecular function (GO): alpha-1,2-mannosyltransferase activity
Source: RefSeq, a predicted model, not a curated record
CGAUAAUCGUCUGCUCGUUCGUUUCCUGUCACGAAAAUGACGCGUGUGAUGCGCGUACAUUCAUCAUUCGUUCCAUUCGUAGAAAUGUCAAACAUACGAGUGAGAUUUUAAUCGCGGCUCCAAUUCUAUCUCUCUGUAUUGAUUUUGCACAUCGAUAAAUGUAUAUAGGCAGUGAUGUGACCUAAAUAGAUGAGAAAUAAGGAGAGGAUCAUGGCACCUAACCAACGUCAACGACAGCUCAUUUUGUCGAAGAAAGAAUUGAAAAAGAUCAAUGGAAGGAGAUUCUCGAAGCCAGAAGAGUCUUCCGGCGUGGGACUUGUUUAUCCUAGCUAUGAUACAGCUUUUAAAUUGCUGCUAUUGGCAAGGUUUUGCUCCGCUGUAUGGUGUCACAUAACAGACUGUGAUGAAACGUAUAAUUAUUGGGAACCAAGUCAUUACUUGCUCUACGGAACAGGCCAGCAAACGUGGGAGUACAGUCCUGAAUAUGCCUUACGUUCGUAUAUGUACUUACUACUUCAUAUGGUACCAGCAAAAAUUUAUAAUUACCUAUUGGAUCCAAAUCCCGCGCUAGUUUUCUACUUUACGCGAUGCUUCCUGUCUGUGGGUUGUACAUUGUCUGAAGUAUACUUUUACAAGAAUGUCUCUCGCGAAUUCGGGAUUCAUGUGGCGAGGCUUACUUUAGUAUUUCUUAUUCUCAGCUCGGGAAUGUAUAUCUCCAGUGCUGCAUUUCUACCAUCGUCUUUUUCGAUGUAUCUGAGUACUGUUGCUAUAGCAGCUUGGUAUGCUCGCCAAUAUGAAUUGGCUAUUUUUGCUACCGCUAUCUCUUCGUUACUUGGAUGGCCAUUCGCUGCACUGCUCGGACUUCCCAUCGCCGUUGAGAUGUUAAUACAUAAACGAGGCUGGGUGAAAUUCAUAAAGUGGGUCAUUAUAUCCGCCGUUGUAAUUGCGAUACCAAUGGUAUGGGUGGAUUCCUUGUACUUCGGCAAACUUGUCAUCGCGCCAUUGAACAUCAUAUUCUACAAUGUUUUCACCAGCCAUGGACCUAAUCUUUAUGGCACUGAGCCAUUCAGUUAUUACAUUAUCAAUGGGUUCUUGAAUUUCAAUUUCGUCUUUAUUGGCGCGUUGCUCGCACCCUUGGGCUUAUUUUUAGUAUGGCUAAUCGUACCGGCACGUCCAAGAGACCGUUCAUGUCUUUCUUACUGGUAUUCAUUGGCUCCCCUGUAUCUAUGGAUUCUGGUAUUCUUCCUUCAGCCACAUAAAGAGGAACGGUUCUUGUUUCCAGUGUACCCUAUGAUUUGUUUGGCAGGCGCUAUAGCGGUGGAUAUCGUACAGAAGUUAUACUUUUAUGUUAGAACGAAAUUCAAUCCAUCGCACAUCAGUUGCCAUUAUCUACAAUAUACAGUGCACAUUACCGUUCUAGCGAUGCUAACAUGUGGCCUCUUGGGAUUAUCAAGAUCGUUGGCGAUAUAUAAAGGAUAUUACGCUCCCAUGGAAAUUAUGACUGAAGUUAACAAACUGGGAACGGAAGGCGUGGUACCUAACGACGUUAAUAUAAACUUUUGUAUUGGAAAAGAAUGGCAUCGUUUCCCUAGUAGUUUUUUCUUUCCGUCCAACAAUUGGAAGUUACAAUACUUGAGAUCCGAAUUUAAAGGACAAUUACCUCAACCCUUCUUGGAUCAUGAAAACGCUACAAGUAUAAUCCAAGCACAUUUUAACGAUAUGAAUAAAGAAGAGUCAUCGCGCUAUAUUAAUCUAGAUAAAUGCCAUUUUCUAUUAGAUCUGGAUAUAGAAACUGAAACAGCCCUAGAACCAAAUUAUUCUCGCUUAAAUCAUCAUUUUACUAUUGUAAAAUCUUCUAAAUUCCUAGAUGCAUCAAAAUCGCAUCCAUUCUUCAGAGCUUUUUACAUUCCAUUUGUAUCUCAUAAGUUUUGUACAUAUGGUUCAUAUAAUUUAUUACAAAGUAAUAAGUUCAAAUCCAUUCUUUUGUCAUCAAACAGAAGAAUUCCAAGCUUUCUUAAGCAAAAUACAGAACUUGGCACUCAACAAGAUAUUGCAGUUGAUUUAAUGUAAAAAAAAUUAAAUCUGUUAUUUUAUAGAGCAUUUCUAAUAAUGCAUAUGUUUACUAAUAUAUAUGUAAUCAAUGUACAUAUUACACUGAAAAUAGUAACGCGUGUGUGUGUGUGUGUGAGACUCGUAAAAGUGACCAACUGAUAUUCGGUGAAUCCCAAGUUCAAAUUUCCGAUCAUCACAUAUGCCUUGCAAAAAAUAUACCCUGCGACUUUAUAUUUUUUAAGCCUGAUAGAGAUUUGGAGGAAAGGAGGAAGAACGGUCUUAUAGGCCCCAUACAGAACACCAAGCUAUAGGGUUGGCAAUGCAGCCUCGAAAACUAGCGAGAGUUCACAGAGGAACUUCUAGAUGACAUUAGAAACUUAAUAUCCCAUCUUUCAUUACUAUGUGUGCGCGCGUGCGUUUGUGUUUUACAGCACAAUUUUGUGUGAAAACGAUCGAUUCUGGAUUCAUAACACAACAUACAUUGUUCCGCAGAAAAUGUGUUGUCAUUCCACAACCGUAACCGAUCCUGAGAGGUCAUAAUAUGCGCGAACCAAAUUCAUAACAUAAAUUCGGACACAACAUAAACAAUUUUUUCUUAAUUCGUUCACGAUUUCAUAAACGUAAUUGUCAUUACCAUGUAAUGUGUAAAUUUACUUACUUUACUUUACUUUAUAACCAAUCAAAGUUUCCACCUGCAUCGAGCACACUUUUUCUCAACAUCAAUAACAUAUCCAAAAAUAAACACCAUUGUACUGAUGGCACUUGAAGUUUCUCCAUAAGAAUUGUUAUCAUCUCUAUAGUCGUAUUCGUCAUUGUGCUCUUAAGAAAUUUCUCUUCUCUGUCUGCCUCCAAUUUCAAAGCUUUAUGCCAAGCAUCAGGGCACUUGGCAUUGCCCUCACUGAGGAGUGAUAGAUAUACCUGAACAAUUUGUUUUCUACGAAAGUGUCUAUCAAAAUUUGGUACAUAUUUCUGGCAAUACACAGUACGAUACGUCAUUAGGGCAUCAUCUAUUUCUUGAGUAACUUUUUCUUUCAAUUGCGUUUCUAGUUUAUCAUCAAAACUUUCGAGACAAGUUGGAAGAUUUUUGAAAAGAUAUACCAAGAUUGAGCUUACAUGAACGCGUUCUUCCUCUAUUGACAUCCUGAUAGUUUAGAAAAGUCUAGAAAACCGUAUUUCUACAACAGACAAUUUUAUUUUAAUUCUAAUUCCAAUACAAAUUCAACGGAGAAUAUUACAUCAUUAUUAUUUACGGAUCCCUAAUAUCUCUAUAGGGCUCUAUGGACAAUCUCUCGAUGAAAUUUCUAUUAUUAUUGGACUGUCAAGAGCCAUCUCUAUUGAAAAUGGCAUCUUAUUUUAAUACUUUAAAUUAGAAUUUAAAAUUUCUAUUAACUUUUAUCAAGUGACGCAUGCAUUCUUUUGUCAAUAUUAAUAUUGAAUUACAAAUAUUUUAUUAUUCAACGAGUAGAAGAUUUGAUUACAUUAAAUUAAAAGAAGAAGACUCUCUAAAAUAACGACAACGGAUUAUACGUAGCUAUAAUAAACACUUUGCUACCAUAGUUUAUUAAUACUAAAGCAAAAACAGCUAAACUAUUAUAGUCUAUAUAAUAUUGGUUAUUUUUGCUUUUGCGUAAACUAUUCCACUGGUUAUAUCAAUCGUCGUUAAGUAGAUUGCGGUUUAAUUUUCAAGUGAUAAAAUACGCACGUGUAUAUCCCAUGUGCACGUGUCAGCCAGUGUCAGCACGUAUGGCCAUUGGCGCGUGUCUUGACGCGCCUCCCGGACAAAAAUAAACAUUCCACUAAAUAAACAUCCAACUACGUUUAUUACGUUCGGUAACAUGGUUCAGUGUCCGAACUAUUCGGACGGAAGAUAGUCAGAUGAUACACAUUUAUUUAUUAUUUAAUAAAAUUCCUCAAAUAUAGUAAUUUAAA